This is a messenger RNA of Penicillium macrosclerotiorum, 1482 nucleotides long. RefSeq names its product MFS transporter. Bases 1 to 1482 code for a protein of 493 amino acids. The record is from RefSeq and is a predicted model, not a curated record. Gene Ontology annotation, molecular function: transmembrane transporter activity. Gene Ontology annotation, biological process: transmembrane transport. NCBI's taxonomy places the organism in Eukaryota, Fungi, Ascomycota, Eurotiomycetes, Eurotiales, Aspergillaceae. The transcript has 5 exons.
AUGGGGUCGCUCAACAGCCUAUGGCCGCGUCUUGGCAGCCAGAAACCUGUUCGACCGAAAUUCUUGGAGCUCAGGUCCGCGAGAUGGUUCAUUCUGUUCACAGUUUCUUUUGCUGCUUGCACGGAUAUCUUCUUAUAUGGCCUGAUCGUUCCUGUGACACCUACAGCCUUAGAGCGAAGAGUUGGGUUGACAGAGGAUCAAGUCCAAUCGUGGACCUCAAUUUUGCUGGCCUUGUAUUCAGCUGCAUUGCUCGCGUCCUCUCCGGUGGUCGGAUAUUUAGCUGAUCGAGCUGAGUCCCGACGAUGGCCUUUCCUAAUUGGCCUGGCUGCGCUGGCUGCUGCAACAGCUUUACUUUGCGUCGGAACCAACCUCGGUUUGUGGAUUGCCGGUCGUCUAUUCCAAGGUGCCACCGCCGCCGUGGUUUGGACAGUCGGGAUCGCGCUUUUAGUUGACACCGUUGGCAAAGAAGGGCUUGGACAGGCAAUUGGAUAUGUUUCCAUGUCACUAAGCUUAGGUACACUUGCUGGGCCUCUCUUGGGAGGUGUACUUUAUGAACAUGGAGGAUAUUAUUCAGUCUUCGGUCUUGCCUUUGGUUUUAUUGGCAUCGACAUCUUCCUUCGAUUGGUUUUGAUUGAAAAGCGACAUGCUGCACGAUGGCUGGCAUCAGAAACGAGACCAUUGUCAUCUGUUCAGCGGAGUGGAGAAAAGAGCUCACUGGCUACUACGUCAAAUCCACCAGUAUUAGCGUCGAUCGAUGACAUGCCAUAUGAGAAUCAAGAAAAGCCAUCUAAAAGGAGAAGAAAUCCCUUCGGGCAGAUUCUCAUCCUCCUGAGCUCCUCUCGCCUUGUUGUAUCGCUCUGGGGGUACUUUGUCAUAUCUUUGGUCCUUACCUCUUUUGACAGCGUCCUCCCACUCUUUGUACAGGAGACAUUUCGUUGGGAACAGACAGGCCAAGGCCUGAUAUUCAUUGCAUUGAUCGUGCCGCAUAUUAGCGAUCCAAUCACAGGCUAUAUUAUCGACCGAUAUCCGCGAACCCCACGUUACCUCGUCGCAGGAGCAUUUAUUUGCUCUGUUCCAUUAGCGGUGCUUCUACGACUUGUUACAGACAAUUCAAUGCAUCAUAAGAUCAUUUUGUGUGCUUUGCUCUCUAUGCUUGGACUCUGUAUGGCAGUCGCAAUGCCCCCAUUGGUCGCAGAAGUUUUCCACGCUGUAAAAGAGAAGGAAGAUCAGUCGCCUGAAAUAUUUGGUGCAGGUGGUGCAAUGGCUUUGGCCUUUGGAUUAUCGAACAUGGGUUUUGCCGCUGGCAGUCUCAUCGGGCCUUUCUUCGCUGGGUUUAUCCGUCAGAAUGCCGGUUGGAGUACCAUGGGCUGGGCGAUGGGUCUUAUUGCUGGUGUUUCUGCUAUUCCAUCGUUUUUCUUUCUUGGUGGUUGGAUUGGAAGAGAACAGCAAUUGAGUGAUCCUGAACAGACAAUAUCGAGUUGA